AUGAGCGAGUCAGAUGAAGCAGCUGCUGCUAAACGCACUACCCGAGCAGAGGCUCAGCGACGCCGGCGCCAAGAUCCUGAAGUGCGUGCCGCCGAAGCUGAAGCUAAACGGCGCCGUCGACAAGACCCUGAAGUGCGCGACGCCGAAGCCGAGGCUCAUCGCCGUCGCGAAGUGCGCAACGCCGAAGCAGAGGCUCAUCGCCGCCGCCGAGAGCAGGACCCGGAAGUGCGCGAAGCCGAAGCAGAGGCUCAUCGCCGCCGUCGAGAGCAGCCAGGAGUGAGCGCCGCCGAAGCGGAAGCCAGGAGCCGCUAUCGAGAGGACCCGGAAGUGCGCGAAGCCGAAGCAGAGGCUCAUCCAGCCCACCUCCCACAACUGAACGCGGUGAGUGAGAGACUCAUAUCUCCACGAAUUCCUUUCAUGCAACUGCGACGGCUGAUGCACAGUGGAGGUCAACACGGCAUUAAAGGACCAGUAGUAAACGUCUGUGUUGAUGUGGAUGACAUGGCGACAAUGUUGCCUCGUGCCAUCGAACAAGACCGAGCCCUCAAUGUACAUUUGAAGCGGCGUAUGCUUGCGAAGACGACGUACCUGGCAGGGGCAGUAAGGAAAUGUGAUCUGCUGCCGUGGCUUAAGCUGCUGUGUGAUAGCACGCUGUACAAGCAUUAUAAUAUCAAGUGCGAUUUUGCCCGUUUGGGGGAUAUCAUAGAAGUGGACGAACACGACGAGAUCGUGUUGCUCCCGCAGUGCUCAGACCUCAACGAUCCGAUCCAAGUGGCUGCAGCUAUGACUCUGGCUCAGCACACUCUCGUAUGGGACGAAGCCAAGUUUCUAGCCAUUGCGCCAGGUGAGGGAAAAAGGCCCGUGAGCAUCCUUUACGACGAACAUGCAGAGGAGCUCUCGUUCCCACAGAUCUAUCUCGGUGAGCCGCGCCGAGUAGAUGCCAGCGCAAAACCGACAGUCUUCACGCACGCCAUGAGUGAGGUCCGCAGGUCAGACCGUCGAGGGGCCACCCCGCAGCACGUGCUGUACAUGGCCAUGAAAGUGUUUAGGCACCGAGUAGCCGGUGACAUGUGUGUGGCCUUCCGUAACAUAAAAGCACUGGAAACGCUAACGAAACAACAGUUGUUCGACAAGGAUUUUGUGCAGCAAGCGGUCAAGCACGACAUGGCUUUCAUGCAUGGUACACCCAACACCGUGCAGUACUGGACAAAACGAAAGAAAGACCUCUUUGCUAUGAUACGGCAGUUGGGUGAGCCGACCGCGUUCCUCACUCUUUCUGCCUCAGAAAUGCACUGGCCCGACCUUGUGCAGUUGUUUCAACGCCUUCGGUUGAAGCCCGGCGAGAUCGAAGUACCACUGGAGCAAAUGAACAGCAUUUAUCGAGCUCAGCUAGUAAACGACGAUCCCGUGGUCUGUGCCAUAUACUUCGACCGAUUGGUGCGUGUAAUUCUCAACAUUCUCCGCAACACCCGUGUAUCGCCUUUUAGGCCGUACAUAGUCGUCGACUACUUUAAGCGGAUCGAAUUUCAGCACCGCGGGUCGGCACACGCGCACAUUCUCCUCUGGCUUCAUAACGCGCCCAACGAGGAGCUCUCGAUGCUCAUGCCCCAGACUCUCGAAAUGGGCAACGUUCUGCUUUCCAUCGACAACGGAUGCUUGAAGCGGGAGCGGACUCAGGUGCACCAACACACGCAUACCUGCUACAAGCACAACACGACCAGAUGCCGCUUUAACGCACCUUUUAUGCCCGUCGAUGAAUGUAUGGUCGUAAUGCCUUUCCCCACUGUAGACAAUGAAGCGCAGAAGAAGAAAAUCGAGAGCCUCCGAAACAAGUACGAGGCCAUGCAUCAGGCCCUGGAAACGACAAAUUAUGACUCCAUGGAACAGUUUUGGGAACAUCACGGUGUCGCGGACAAGGCGGAGUACAUUUCUGUUCUCCGAGCAGGCACUCCUUGUGCCACCAUCAUGCUACCCCGUUCUGUGCAGCAAAAGGGGAUGAUCCUCGACACGUACGCGUGUGCUGCCUACAUGGUGGAAUAUGUAAACAAGGCCAACCGAGGUAUGUCGAAUCUCAAUCGGGCAGUGCAAGAAAUUGUCAAGGAGAAGGGGGGCAUGGCCUAUUCUCAGGCACUGAGACAUCUAGGUGUGAAAAUGUUCAAUGCCAUUGAACUGUCCGCACAGGAAGCCGCAUGGUGUUUGCUCAACCAGGAUAUGUCGGAGGCGAGUCGCAAAGUUGUCUUCGUGAACUCUGCAUGGCCCCAGGCGAGGACGCGCAUUCGGAAGUCUAACGCUCAGAUGGCGCAGGAAGGCUUAGUAGAAUCAAGCACGGAUGUUUGGAAACGGACGAUGAUCGAGCGCUACGAAGACCGCGUUCCCGAAUUGGAAGCUGUUACUCUGGCAGAGUUCGCUACCGAGCACAACAUAUAUACCUGCAGAAAGAGGAAUCAGCGACGGAUACUUCGCUACCGCGGUUACUCCGUAGACGAUUCAGUCAACUUCAAGCGAGAACAUGUCCUGCUCUUCUAUCCAUUCCGCAAAGAAGUGGACAUAUUAGACCAAAACUGUUUCGAGCGUCUGUAUGAGCAAAACAUCGACGUCAUUCUACAGAACAAGGCACGGUACCACAGUGACGUAGACAUUGAGCAAAUUCGUGCCGUUUGUAAUUCCAUGCUCCAGUCAAAUGACGGGGAACAUUGUGCCACUUCUGAGCUCCCAGAUGUGAGACUGCACCCGAUGGCCAUGGAAAACGACGACUCCGAUCUCCUAGACAUCGGUACGGUCCAAUCCAAUGCCCCAUUUAAGCAGUGCCUCGCCGUGUGCACGCGCCAAGACGUCAUGAGCAGAGAUCAAUACCUGGACACAAUGCGGAAGACGAAUGAGGAGCAGUACGAGAUCGUCCGAGAAGUCGUACAUAGACUCACUUUACCGGACUCUCCGCCACUACAAAUCUUCUUCACGGGAGUGGCUGGGUGCGGGAAGACAUUUGUACUGCGUCUCAUCAUGGACGUCUACAACAGAUAUUGCAAUCCUGCUGGUUCAGAUGAUGUAAACGCCUAUGUUACCUGUGCUACAACUGGAAAGGCGGCGGUCGCGCUUGGUGGAAUAACUGUACAUGCAGCGUUCAGACUUACCAUCAAUAGGGAUGGCGGACUGCGGGACAACGAGUUGAACACGUUCCGCUAUGCGUUCAGGAACGUCAGGUGCGUGAUUAUCGAUGAGGUUAGCAUGAUGUCCGCCGACAUCCUUCAGAGAGUGGACUCGCGACUCCGCAUCAUCACUUGCAAAUACCUAGAGCCUUUCGGCGGGUUAGACAUCAUCCUCUGCGGAGACCUGUGCCAGCUUCCCCCCGUGCGGGCCGCCGAGGUUUUCAAGCGCGUCAAGACGAACAGUAUGUUUAACACGGAAAUCGCAUGGCACCAUUUGUCAUACUUCGUCCUCACGAAGGUCGUAAGGCAAAGCGAUCUCAGGUUUUCCACCAUACUUUCCAAAAUUGGAGACGGUGCAGAAUUGUAUUCCGAAAAAAUCGCAUUGAUCGAGAGUCGGUUCGUCACGCAGCAACAAGCAGAAACGGGUUGUCCCGGUGGCAUCCGCUUGUACUACUCCAACAAGGAAUCGGACUACUACAAUACAAACACGGCCAUUGCAACCGAAGAUAAUUCUGUGGCAUGUGCGGCACGAGACACAAUCGUUGGAUUUAGGUCUAUGCAGGAGAAGACAGAGGCAAUGCGCAAGGCCGAAACGCUGCCCAAGGCCGAACUCGGAAGCCUGCCAGCUAAUAUAAUGCUAUGCAUUGGAAAACCAUAUAUGCUCACACUCAAUGUCGAUGUUUCCGACGGUCUUGUCAAUGGGUCUGUUGGAAUACUGCAGUACAUACAAUACGACACGCUCCGAGAGCCGGAACGCAUCUGGCUGCAUUUCGAUCACAAGGCUUCCUUCAUAACAAUCAAGGACUGGGAUAGGAGCGCUAUUUAA
Messenger RNA from Ixodes scapularis (black-legged tick), 3972 nucleotides. RefSeq lists its product as uncharacterized. Lineage: Eukaryota; Metazoa; Arthropoda; Arachnida; Ixodida; Ixodidae. The record is from RefSeq and is a predicted model, not a curated record. The transcript has 6 exons. The coding region runs from base 1 to 3972 and encodes 1323 amino acids. Gene Ontology annotation, molecular function: DNA helicase activity. Gene Ontology annotation, biological process: telomere maintenance; DNA repair.